CCUCGGUGACAGUCAAUCAAGUGACGCCCGAGCUUCUGCAGGUGCAACACUGGGUACUGCUGCGACGGAGCUGCAGAUAAAAACAGACAUUUCACGAUGGCCUCCGCAACAGCCACCUAUGGACAGAAGGAGACCUCAGACCAGAACUUUGACUACAUGUUCAAGAUCCUGAUCAUUGGCAACAGCAGUGUGGGUAAGACCUCCUUCCUGUUUCGCUACGCAGACGACUCAUUCACACCGGCCUUCGUCAGCACGGUGGGCAUCGACUUCAAGGUGAAGACCAUCUACAGAAACGACAAGAGGAUCAAGCUGCAGAUCUGGGACACUGCCGGCCAGGAACGCUACAGGACUAUCACCACAGCCUACUACAGAGGAGCCAUGGGCUUCCUGCUCAUGUAUGACAUCACCAACGAGGACUCUUUCAAUGCUGUGCAGGACUGGUCCACCCAGAUUAAGACGUACUCAUGGGACAACGCCCAGGUCCUGCUGGUGGGAAACAAGUGUGACAUGGAGGAUGAGAGGGUGGUGGCAGCAGACCGCGGCAGGCAGCUCUCUGACCAACUGGGCUUUGAGUACUUUGAGUGCAGUGCCAAGGACAACAUCAAUGUGAAGCAGACGUUUGAGCGGCUGGUGGACAUCAUCUGUGAGAAGAUGUCGGAGAGCCUGGACAACGCCGACCCCGCCAUCACAGGGGCCAAACAGGGGCCCCAGCUCACCGAGCAGCCCGAACGCCCCCACCAGGACUGUGCUUGCUAAACACGCACCACACACACACACACACACCUGACCUCUCACACACCCCAUUCCUACAGCCUCCUCAGCUGGUGGUAGAGGUCUGUGAUGGGUUUGUGUUUAGAUGGAAGAGCUGAAAACUCCAUUAUUCCGUAUUUCAGUCCAUAGGUGUUCUACUGUAAGUUCAAAGUUCACAUUCCUCUGACUCCCCUUACUGCGGCCUCGAACCUGAAAGGAUUUCAUGUCUUUUUUCGAAGGGCCACAUUGCUGAUUAUCUGUUUACUGUCGAUAGCUUUGCUGUUUUUUUUUAUAUGUCCCCGAUUGGCUGGUGACCGAACAUAUUAAGCAACCAAAUCCAUUGGCGUGAGUGAGGAUAUGCUCCAAAUUUGUGAUAACAAAAAUUGGAUGAGAUUGUGUUUUUAAACAUAUCCGACCAAAAUCCCAUGCAUAUUGGUUAUCAAUCAUGGUCAUUUUCUAAUAUUUGAUCAUUGCUGAAUUUAAGAAAAAGACAACGUGAUGAUGUGUUAUGUACUGGUCCCUGUCCCAGUUUUUUUGUUUAAAUAUAUAUAUAUUUAUUUAUUUAUUUAUUUAUUUUUAAUUUUUUAAUUUUUUAAACCUUGAUAGAAAAUAUUGAUUGAUGGAGAAAGGUGUCUUUAAGUAUAAGAGAAGAAUUGUAUCUAUAAAUGUUCAGAGUAUAAUGAAUAUGCAUUUUAAAAUUCAAAAAUAUAUAAAGAAAUAGUAUACAAUUACAACAUUUCUGUAGACAUAUCUGUGCUUUGUGAGAGGUGCAUGUUGUUGUUGUUAUAAAAAAUGUUUUACAUGGAUAUUCUGUAAAAGCUGUUGUGGGCCACGCCCCUCUGAAUCAAACUGGUUUGUUUUGCUUUAAGAAUGUAGCAUGUGUGAAGAACAGUUGAAAAUGAAGCUUCUAAUUUCUUGUCAGUGUAUAACACUGCUACUCUACAGCACAAUUACCUCUUAUUCAUGUGUACAACACACACACAGUCAGAACGACACUGGAUUACUGCACCCAUAUGCUACAACACUGAUCAAUUUUUACAUCACGUUCCAAUCACUUUCCGAUGUCUGACAGUCAGUAUGGUUUGUUUUUUAUUUUGUGAGGAGGAAAUUAUGAUUUUGUUGAAGCAUGUUCAACGUCAUGUUUAUGUGAUUUUGCUCUGUUUCAGUGUAGAGAGAAUUGCUUGUUGGCAUAUACAUGAGGAAAACACCUAGCUAGAGCCAAACUAAAUGCACUCAGGCACAUGAAGACAUUUUGUCAAUUGUCACGACCAUCUAUAUUUACAAACAGUAUUUAUUAUUUAUUUAUUUAUUUAUGAAUUAGGUUCUUCAUAGAUUGUUGUUUGCGGGCACUAUCACAGUUGAAAAAAAACGUAUCAUUAUUGUAUAGAGAGAUUAGUUCAAAACCAGGAUGUCCUUUGAAAUGAACUUGUGUUGACAUACUCCUGCUGAAGACACUUCCCAUUCCACUGUAUGUUCUCAUGAUCAUGUACGAGCUGUUUCAAUGGGAAUUACUUUUACGUCCAUUUUCCAUGUUUUUAAACCAACUCUGAAGCCGUUAGGGUGGGUGUAAUAAUACCAGAAUAAAUACUGUAUUCCUCUCAGAGCAAUACUUUGUCCAUUUCUGGUCUCUCCUGGAUGGAAAAUAUUAACAGCCAACAAACCUGCUAAAGGGCAUGUCUUUAACAAAUACUGUUUGCGUGAAGGAUUUAGGCAGGGUUCGUGCUAUCCGGAAUCCUUAGGACGUCCCUAGACUAAACUUAACCCGUACCCUAACCUUUUAACCAUAACACUUACCUAACCAUAAACUUAACCAUUUUAAAUGUAAACUUCAAUGGGGGGUAGGGAUGUCCUAAGGAUCCCACAUAGCGAGGACCCUUUAAACAGCUUUGCUUAGUCUUCUUUCCAAAAACGACACCCGCUAGAACAAGACUUGUUAGACACAUUAUUAGAGCUGAAUAAAAGGCCUGCCAUAUUGUAGUAAUGAUAGAGAAGCAUUUGGCAUGUAUGCCUACACUGUGGCAGUUUUCAAAAAGGGAAAAGUGUUCGAAGUAGGAUCAGUACUUAUCAAGUCCUAUUAUUUUGACUGCGUUGGUUAACUUUUGUUUUUUGUUGAUUGUGUUUUUGCUACAGCUGUAAACUUGCCUCUGACUUAGGUAUCUGUUCAAUUCAGCUAGCUCUCUCUUAGCUCUCCUCCCCUCUGUCCUCUCUCCCCCCUGUAAAUAAUGUGGGGUUUUCUUCUUGGGUUUUAGUCGUGUGAAUUGUUCUGUAAUACUGUAACUCCAGGUUUGCUAAAACAAGGAAUUAAUAAACAAAACAUAAAAGCA
Coregonus clupeaformis (lake whitefish) is the source of this 3074-nucleotide messenger RNA. Its product is annotated as ras-related protein Rab-3A. Gene Ontology annotation, molecular function: GTP binding; GTPase activity. Bases 97 to 756 code for a protein of 219 amino acids. Lineage: Eukaryota; Metazoa; Chordata; Actinopteri; Salmoniformes; Salmonidae. Gene Ontology annotation, biological process: regulation of exocytosis; maintenance of presynaptic active zone structure; regulation of synaptic vesicle fusion to presynaptic active zone membrane. The record is from RefSeq and is a predicted model, not a curated record. Gene Ontology annotation, cellular component: synaptic vesicle membrane; endosome; plasma membrane. The transcript is spliced from 5 exons.